This is a messenger RNA of Salvelinus sp. IW2-2015, 1697 nucleotides long. RefSeq names its product Sep (O-phosphoserine) tRNA:Sec (selenocysteine) tRNA synthase (gene sepsecs). Gene Ontology annotation, molecular function: O-phosphoseryl-tRNA(Sec) selenium transferase activity; tRNA binding. The record is from RefSeq and is a predicted model, not a curated record. Gene Ontology annotation, biological process: selenocysteine incorporation; conversion of seryl-tRNAsec to selenocys-tRNAsec. Lineage: Eukaryota; Metazoa; Chordata; Actinopteri; Salmoniformes; Salmonidae.
CCCGGAAGUACUUUCUUUUUAGUGUUGCUGACAGAGAAGGAGAUCUCUAGCGACUGGUUCGUGACAGGGAAAAUAGAAAGAAAGCAAUUGUUGAGAUGAAUAGUGAAAACUUUUCCAUAAGUGAGAAGAUUGUGUCGCCAUCAUACAUUCGCCAGGGGUCACAGGCACGUCGCAGUCAUGAGCAACUGAUUAGACUGCUUUUGGAACAGGGCAAAUGUCCUGAGGAGGGAUGGAGCGAGAGCACAAUAGAACUCUUCCUGAAUGAACUGGCUGUGAUGGACAGCAACAACUUCUUGGGAAAUUGUGGCGUUGGCGAGAGGGAGGGCAGAGUGGCCUCUAGUCUGGUGGCCCGACGACAUUACAGGUUAAUCCAUGGGAUAGGACGAUCUGGUGACAUUGCUGCAAUUCAACCCAAGGCUACAGGUUCCAGUCUGCUGAACAAGCUGACUAAUUCAGUUGUGCUGGACAUUUUAAAACUUUCAGGUGUGCGAAGUGUGGCCAGUUGUUUCGUAGUUCCAAUGGCAACAGGGAUGAGCCUGACACUGUGCUUCCUAACACUUCGCCACAAGAGACCAAAGGGGCGCUACAUCAUCUGGCCCCGCAUUGACCAGAAGUCCUGUUUCAAAGCUAUGAUCACUGCAGGGUUUGAACCAGUGGUGGUUGAGAACAUUUUGGAGGGUGAUGAGCUGAGAACAGAUAUGGAAGCUGUGGAACGUAAGGUGCAAGAGCUGGGAGCAGAGAACAUCCUUUGCAUCCACUCCACUACUUCUUGCUUUGCCCCACGUGUUCCCGACAGAUUGGAGGAGCUAGCCACUAUGUCUGCCAAAUAUGAUAUCCCCCAUAUUGUCAACAAUGCUUAUGGAGUGCAGUCAUCCAAGUGUAUGCACCUUAUUCAGCAGGGGGCUCGUGUUGGAAGAAUCGAUGCCUUUGUACAAAGCCUGGACAAAAACUUCAUGGUUCCAGUAGGUGGUGCCAUAAUUGCUGGUUUCGAUGAGUCUUUCAUUCAGGAGAUCAGCAGAAUGUAUCCAGGUCGCGCAUCAGCCUCACCCUCCCUAGAUGUACUCAUCACCCUGCUCACCCUGGGAGCCAGCGGCUACAGGAAACUCCUGGCAGAGCAGAAGGAGAUGUACACCUACCUGGCACAGGAGCUGAAAAGGCUUGCUGCGGCUCAUGGGGAGAGACUGCUGCACACCCCACACAACCCCAUAUCACUGGCCAUGUCUCUGGAUGGCCUCCAGACACAGAGCGACAAGUCUGUGACUGAACUGGGCUCCAUGCUGUUCACCAGGCAGGUGUCGGGGGCCAGGGUGGUUGCCCUUGGUAACAAACAGAUGGUGAGCGGUCACAUGUUCUGUGGCUUCAUGUCCCACUCGGAGGCGUAUCCACACCCCUAUCUCAACGCUGCCUCGGCUGUUGGCAUCACACGGGAUGACGUGACACUGUGCAUCAAAAGACUGGACAAGUGCCUGAAGAGCCUCAAGAAGGAAAGCAGUGCAAGAAGUGGUUUACCAGUGCCUCUCACAGGCCUGGAGGACCAUGCUGGAGAGUGAAUAAAAAGAUGUAGGGAAAAAGUGCUCAUGUACUUUUUCAGAUAGUAACAUUUUAUGCCUAGUGAAAAUCUUCAAACCCCUUGCUUUCAAAGUUGUCACAUUUUGCUGCCUUAAAUUUGAAUCUUAAGAAGGAUUACAAUUAUAGAA